Messenger RNA from Daktulosphaira vitifoliae (grape phylloxera), 1133 nucleotides. RefSeq names its product UDP-glucose 4-epimerase-like. The transcript is spliced from 6 exons. Lineage: Eukaryota; Metazoa; Arthropoda; Insecta; Hemiptera; Phylloxeridae. Bases 1 to 1113 code for a protein of 370 amino acids. Gene Ontology annotation, cellular component: cytosol. The record is from RefSeq and is a predicted model, not a curated record. Gene Ontology annotation, biological process: beta-D-galactose catabolic process via UDP-galactose, Leloir pathway. Gene Ontology annotation, molecular function: UDP-glucose 4-epimerase activity.
AUGACUAACAUUAAAACAAUAUUUGUUACUGGGGGUGCUGGAUACAUUGGUAGUCAUUGUGUUUUGUCACUUUUAGAAGCUGGAUACGAUGUAGUAGCAAUUGAUAAUUUCGCCAACAGUGUAGAACAUAAAGAUUCAGCAGCCAGUUUGGAUAGAGUCAGUCAAAUUACUGGAAAGAAAAUAGUAUUCUAUAAAUGCAGUUUACUUAAUAUAGAGCAACUAGAUAACAUAUUUAAAAAGCAUCAAAUUGACUGUGUCAUUCAUUUUGCUGCAAUGAAGUCUGUUGGUGAAUCUAUGAAACAACCUCUAAUGUACUAUAAAAACAAUUUAGUGGGUGCAAUGAACCUUUUGGAAGUUAUGGCAACUCAUAAAUGUUUUCAUUUAGUUUUUUCAAGUUCAUGUACUGUAUACGGGAAUCCGAAGUUUUUGCCUAUAACUGAGGUUCAUCCUACUGGAAAUGUUACAAAUGUAUAUGGACGAACUAAAUUGUUUAUUGAAGAAAUAUUAAAAGAUUGUACAAGCUCUAAUUCGUGUUGGAAUAUAAUUAGCUUGAGGUAUUUUAAUCCAGUGGGUGCACAUCCAUCUGGUUUGAUAGGAGAGAAUCCAACAAAAAAUUUUUCAAAUCUUAUGCCCUACUUAGCUCAAGUAGCUCUUGGGAAAAAACCUACUUUAUCAAUAUUUGGUGAUGACUAUAACACACCUGAUGGCACAGGUAUACGAGAUUAUGUACAUAUUAUGGAUUUAGCUGAUGGGCAUGUAGCAGCAUUGAAAAAAUUGUUAUCUCAACAUUCAAACUUAGAAGUUUAUAAUUUAGGAAGUGGGCAAGGUACUUCAGUUUUAGAAUUAAUUAAGACUUUUGAAAGAGUAACAGGAGUCAAAAUACCAUAUACUAUAGAACCACGUAGACAAGGAGAUAUUGCUUCAAUGUAUGCUAAUUGUGAUUUAGCAAAAACAAAACUUGGUUGGUCAACUAAAUAUACAUUAGAAGAUGCAUGUAAAGAUUUCUGGAGAUGGCAAUCUAUGAACCCUAAUGGUUAUGAAGAAAUAAACACUAUCAAAAUAAAUAGUGAUAAUAGGUUCUCUAGUAAUCAAAUAAUUAAAACAAACCUUUAAUAAACACAGUUGAACAUUUU